This is a messenger RNA of Paecilomyces variotii, 2626 nucleotides long. RefSeq names its product WD40-repeat-containing domain protein. Bases 112 to 2424 code for a protein of 770 amino acids. Gene Ontology annotation, molecular function: protein binding. The transcript has 5 exons. NCBI's taxonomy places the organism in Eukaryota, Fungi, Ascomycota, Eurotiomycetes, Eurotiales, Thermoascaceae. The record is from RefSeq and is a predicted model, not a curated record.
AACUCCCCUAUAUUAUUACCUACUAAUUGUACAUUAUCACCUGCCGCGACCUGUAAAUGAAGUAUAGCAUUUCUAAGAAUGUUGCAUUUGCGUUAAAUCGCGCUCUCAACGAUGACAUUUGAUUCUGCCCUGCUCUAUCGCUCAACUGAAUCCCUGAUCCUCCCAUCUAAGCGACGCUUCUUCCCGUUCAAAAUCCCGAACUUUCACCAGCAACUUCGCCACUAUAUCAGUACCAGCGAUCCAGACAGGAUCUACGUUGUCGUCGACCGGGUCGUAUAUGCCAUUCAUAUAUCCUCCCAGAAACGUGAAGGCUUAGCGGUCAUCCCUUUCGAACCCAAGUGUCUUGCGGCGGGAUGCGGUUGGAUUGCAGUCGGCGGUUCUGAUAAUGGAGAAUGCGCAUUCAUCAAGCUUGACAGCAACCAUGGACGUGCGGCCGGUGCUAGAUCCAGCUCUCAAAGAUCUGACGUGGAUAGUGCGUUGCCAAUCGACCUAGAACAACGGGCCUCAAGGCUGGGUUCACGAGUCCCGUCUCCUUGGUCUGGCAACGACGAAGGCGAGACCGGAAGGACAUCAUCCCGUCUUCAAUUGCCGGAGGUGCAGCUUCACAAAUUUGGCGGCAGUAUAGUCAACUCUGUAACUAUUCAUCGGUUGCCUGGUGGUGAGGGUCUAGCAGAUGAGGAUGUCGUCGUUGUUAGCAACAAUGACAGGACCGUCACCAUAUAUUCGUUGACCCGUUCGAAGACCCUCGAGGUCAUCCACCAUCCGGCCUGCAUGAAUUUUGCAACUAUCUCCCCAGAUUGCAAAGUCCUCGCGGCAGUAGGCGACGAGAACCAUGCGUACUUCUACGAAAUCAGCCGCGAUAUGGAGAACCCUGUCAUUUUCUCUGAUAAUGUACUCACGGAAUGGAGUUGGACAUUGCUCCGUUGCCUAGAACUUCAAAUAAGCACACGCUUCGACGAUGGAUGUUGUUUUACUAUCGCAUUCUCCCCGUCGAGCCAUCUUUGUGCGGUCGGCUCUCAGUCUGGGAUCAUUAGCAUAUUUGAUGUCAGGGCAAUCCGUGAGUCCAAAGAUGAGAAACAGGAUGUGGACCCAACACUCUGUCUCUUUCGGUCGUCUAGAUCGUAUUUUGAUGGUGGUGCGGUCCGAUGUAUGACUUUCUCGCCAGCGCCAUGGGAUCUCCUUGUCUGGGUGGAGGACCAAGGCAGGGCGGGUGUCGCGGACGUUCGGCAGGCAUUUUCCCGCAGGCAGAUACUAACAUUGGACGCGAACGAGCCUGGAUUGCAGCAGGUUCAAACUGAAAAUAUCUCGCCUGCUACAGCUUCGGGGGAGCUAAGUUCCGACCCUGACAGUAGUGAUACCCCAAGGCCAGGCGAUGAAAUGGAUAACAUGCAACGUGCGAUGUUGGACCUUAUAGAAGGAUCAAGCGGCGAACGUCACACGGCAGGUUCAGAUCGCCAGGCGUUGCGUGAAAAUCUCAUUGAAGACCUAACAGAGAGGGAACGACAGAUCAUAGAGUUCCUCAAUACAGCACGCUGGUCAUCCAGACUAGAAGAAAAUCUGGGUGAGCGACCACUGAGGAUGACCCUCCAUCCUCGGUCAAGAUCGAGACCGGGAGGCCACGGUUCCACAGAUGUCGCUAACCGUUCCACAUCACCGUUGCGGUAUAGCGAUACGCUUCAAGAAUUUUUCCGCGAAAGUUAUCUAGGACGCUCAGACAAUAGUCUGCAACCCAGGCGUCAGGGUUCUGUUGUUCUGUCCCAAGGCAAUGCGGCACAGGUUGCCCAUAGCUCUGAUGCUACUACUUCAAGCGCAGAGGUACAGCCCACAAUCACUUUGAGCUGGACAGCUUCACCUUCUGAGAUCCAAGCCUCCCCGGCGGAUGCGGCUCGCGGUCCCCAGCCAACGUCGCUUACAGCAGACAGUGCUGCUGGAACCACCAAUAAUACCAGGGGAGACAGCCAGGCGCACACUACUUCCAGGUCUGGGUUAUUAACUGAUCCGCGCGAGAGAUCACAGAGAUCCAGCUCAAUACCGCGGCGAUCGGAACGAUUGGAUACAUCUGUGGAGAACAGGUUCGAGCCGUCCAGAUUGCUAACAGCAGAGUUACGGGCAAAUGUAGCUGCUGAACGUCUUCGAAGGCAGCGUCAGGUUCCUGGGGAGUCAAGUUCGAGAGCUGGCCAUUGGGAUCAGAGAUAUCGCCAGCAGUUUAUGGGGUUAGAUAACUCCAGGUCUCCAAGGUGGAUAAGGCAUAUUCUUAAUGAUCUUCCCGAUCGUAACCCGAGCAACCAAGAGCCGGGUGGUACAGCUGGUGUCGGAUGGGGAGCCGAUGGGAGAACACUAUAUGUUGCAACCGUGGAAGGGAUUUUUGAGUAUCAACUCAACGUCCAUGACCGGAAAACUUUCCCGGUCUUUUCCUAUCGUUGAGUCCGGCUCCAUUUUCUCUACGGUGUUCGUAUUCUUAAUCAUCUUUGUGGCACGGUGUUAAGCGUCUGAUGAUCAUGGGAUGGUUCUGCAUAUUAGCUUUCACAUUGUCGGGUCAUGCAUACUGCACUUGGGACAUUUCGGGCCUUUCUAUUUCCCCGGCGUACGGGCCUUCCAAUUACCUAGUUGAUUUGAUCUCUUCUUG